Populus trichocarpa (black cottonwood) is the source of this 970-nucleotide messenger RNA. Its product is annotated as probable LRR receptor-like serine/threonine-protein kinase At1g07650. The transcript is spliced from 5 exons. NCBI's taxonomy places the organism in Eukaryota, Viridiplantae, Streptophyta, Magnoliopsida, Malpighiales, Salicaceae. Gene Ontology annotation, biological process: protein phosphorylation. Bases 219 to 557 code for a protein of 112 amino acids. The record is from RefSeq and is a predicted model, not a curated record. Gene Ontology annotation, molecular function: protein kinase activity; ATP binding.
GUGUAGUUUGAAAUGUUGGCCAUCUAUAACAUUGCCCUUUGUAGAAUGGGCUUGGGAGACGACAAUGCCCCUUGAUAUAAAUAAUGAAUUACGGGUAAGGAAGCCAGACGAAGACGAGUGAAGCAUUUAGAGAGCAACAACACAUUUUAGCCAAAUUCAACUACAAAGAAGAGCUUAGGGAUCUAGAUCUUCAAACAGGACUUUUCACACUAAAACAGAUGAAAGCUGCCACCAAGAACUUCGAUGCAGCAAACAAUGUCGGGGAGGGUGAUUUUGCUUCUGUUUUCAAGGGUUCGUUAUCAGAUGGAACUGUGAUUGCAGUGAUGCUGCUUUCCUCAAAAUCUAAGCAAGGAAACCGUGAAUUUGUGAAUGAGAUAGGAAUGAUAUCUGCACUGCAACAUCCAAAUCCUUGUAAAGUUGUAUGGAUGUUGUGUUGGAGGAAACCAAUUUAUGCUUGUGUCGUGUACAUGGAAAACAAUUGCCGGUCCCGUGCUCUAUUUGGGAUUCUGCCAGGCCUAUGUUUUGCAAGAGAGAGGAAGUCUUUCCGAGGUGGUUGAUCCAGAAUUGGGGUCAGAGUAUUCUUCAGGGGAGGCUAUGGUGAUACUAAAUGUCGCUCUCUUAUGCACCAAUGCGUCCCCAACUCUUAGGCCUACAAGGUCUCAAGUUGCGAGCUUGCUCGAAGGUCAAACUUCUGUUUAGGACCUUCUUUCUGAUCCUGGGUUUUCCGUGAUCAACACAAAAUACAAGGCUAUAAGAAACCAUAUCUGGCAGAAUCCAAGCCAAACUUAUAGCAUGUCUAUAAACGGAUCAUACUGUUCUGAUUCCACAAACUCUUACGGAGAACCAGGCCAUCUGCUGAGAGUUAGUUCAGUUAAAUCUAAUUAGUAAAUGUUGUAUCAUAUAUAUUAUCUUGAAAUCAUUUGCAGAUUCCAAAUUCAUAUGUUAAAAAUUCAAAUUUUUUUUUUCAGAA